AUGGCGACCUCCGGGAGUGAUCCCCAGUGGCCGAAGUUUAGCUCUCUCCAGAGAACCUCGAGCAGUUCACGAAGUGGAGCCCAGUAUCUACUGUCGCGCUUAGAAAGACAACCCUGGUCUUCAUUUCCCAUGGGGCAGAGACCGAAAAUUACUUACAGAGACUCCUCCUCCUACCUGCUCCAGGAGCUCAUUCACCGGUGUCAGGAGUCAGAGACAGACCUAGAGGGAUACGAGGACAACAAGGAAGACGAGCUCGAGGAAGGGGGCGACGUGGAAUCCGAGGAGUCCUCAGAGUCCGAGAUGCUGAAUUUGGAGCAGGAAUUUGAUGGGGUGCUGAGAGAGGAGAUGGUGGCCGAGGCGCUGUCCCGGUUGGGGCGCUCAGGUUCCGGGACCGAGCAGGUCUACCUGGAUCUAACGUUAUCGGGCCUGGACUUAAGCGACAUCAGCAUCCUCUGUGGAUACGUCCACCUGCAGAAGUUGGAUCUCUCGGUAAAUAAAAUUGCAGAUCUGUCCUGUGUGAGUUGUAUGCCUUAUCUUCUAGAACUUAAUGCUUCUCAGAAUAAACUGACUGCAUUCUUCAAUUUCAAGCCACCCAAAAACCUCAAGAAGGCUGAUUUUUCCUGCAACCAAAUUUCUGAAAUGGGCAAUUUGUCGGCAUACGAGGCUCUCACCACACUAAUUUUGGACAGCAACGAGAUAGAAGAGGUCUGCGGGCUGGAGCCGUGCAGCAGCCUGACUCACCUCAGCCUGGCCCAGAACAAGGUCGCCACGAUCGGCGGCUUGGGCGUGUUACCCAUCAAAAUACUGUGCCUGAGCCAUAACCAGAUUGAGAAGAUCACGGGUUUGGACGAACUGAAAUUCCUCCGGAUUGUGGACUUGUCCCACAACCAGAUCAGCAGCCUCCGAGGCUUGGAGAACCACGACUUCCUGGAAGUGAUCGACCUCGAGGACAACAAGAUCGCCGAGCUGAGCGAAAUAGAGCACAUUGAACAUCUAGCUCUCCUUCGAGUCCUCAAUCUUCUAAGGAACCCAAUUCAGGAAAAACCCGAAUAUUGGUUCUUCGUCAUUUUUAUGCUACCACGACUAACAGAACUCGAUGAGAAGAAGAUUAAAGUGGAAGAAAAGGUUGCAGCCAUGAAUAAGUACAACCCUCCCCCGGAAGUGGUCGCGACCCAAGAUCACCUGAUCCACGUCGUCCACAGCAUGAUGCAGCCGCAGAGGAUCUUUGACAGCACUCUGCCCAGCCUGGACGCCCCGUACCCCAUGUUGGUGUUGUCUGGCCCUGAAGCCUGUGGGAAACGGGAGCUCGCCCACCGCCUCUGCAGACAGUUCAGCACUUACUUCAGAUACGGGGCCUGCCACACGACGAGACCCCCUUACUUUGGAGAAGGGGACCGAGUCGAUUACCAUUUUAUCUCGCAAGAAGUCUUUAGUGAAAUGGUAAACAUGGGGAAAUUCAUUCUAACAUAUAAUUAUGGCAGCCACAGUUAUGGAUUAAAUAGGGACACCAUAGAAGCUAUUGCAAGAGACGGUUUAGCAAGUUGCGUUCACAUGGAAAUAGAAGGUGUAAGAAGUUUGAAGUGCACCUAUUUUGAGCCUCGAUAUAUCCUGGUGGUGCCCAUGGACAAGAAGAAAUAUGAGGGAUACUUGCGAAGAAAAGGGUUAUUCAGUCGUGCGGAGAUUGAAUUUGCCGUUUCCAGAGUGAACCCUUAUAUUAAAGUCAAUCAGGAAUUUCCAGGAUAUUUUGAUGCAGUAAUCAAUGCAGAUGACCUGGAUGUCGCCUACCAACAGCUGAGUCAGCUCAUUAAAGAAUACCUGGGAUUGCAUGAGGAACCUGCCAAGACCUUGGCUCCAGCUGCAGCAGGAGACCCCUCUAACAAGAAGACCCCCUCCGGGGUACCAGCGCACCUGGUUCCUUCCCCAAGGCGCCUGGCAAAACUGCAAGCAGAUGGCCAGAUACCAGAGCAUCUCUCUGGGAUGCAGGUUUAUGCACAGGCCCCUGAGAACCAGACCCUGGCUCCCUCCCAGAACCAGGAGCUGACACAGGACGGGGCAGCCCCCUGCAAAGAGCUUUCUCCCGAGAGUCACAUCAGUGCCGAGCCCCCUGCACAGCCGAGCCCCCCAGCUCUCAGUAUUUCCCACGAGGCCCAAGACUUAGCCCCAGACCAGAAGGCCGAGGAUGUUCUCCCUGAAGGUGAGGCCGGGACCUCCGAGACAGUAGCAGGUGACGAAGGGCAGGCGUCCACUCGGCACCCUGACCCACCUCCAGUCCACAGCCCUCCUAAGGACCGGGAUGAGGAAUCGGGGGAGGUCAGGGAAACUGCCACCGACCCGCCCCCUUCAGAACCUCCACAGGGACCUGACCCCACGUCCCUCAGCCCCCAGAGAACCCAGGAUGAGGAGACCGAGUCGGCCAGUCUGCCACCAAGACAGCCUCCCGACCCUGAUGGGGCCGAGGUGCCUGGACCAUCUCUGGGAGAUUCCCAGCACCCUCUGGAGGAGGGGAGCUCCGAAGUCACAGGUGCCCAGGUCACCACUCCAUACCCAGGCCCGCCACAUCCCCAAGACCCCACAAAGAGCAAAGAGACCCAGGACAGGGAAGACCCAACAACUUCGCUUUCCAGGAGCCGGCUGGCUCCCACCAGGCUGCCCCAGCCUCGGGUCCUUGCUCCUCUCCAGAGUCGGAGGCCCACCCCCAAACUCCCCUCACCCAGCAGGGAGGAGGCUCCAGAAACAGCCUCAGAUCAAACCGUGACGCCCUCGCCGAGGCCUCCGCCAGCUCAGGAAGGCGACCCCGGUAAACUGCCUCUCAUCAGCCCUCCCCACCCCAAACCACCGCCACACCUGAGCCCCCACCUGCGCCACAGUCCUCAGCACGUCCAGGGAGAGACAGUCAGGGAGGUGAAACUCCCCCUGAUCAGCCCUCCCACGCAGGAGCUCGCGCCACAGCCGGCCCCUGCCCCACCACAGGAGGAGGACACUCCAGGGGUCAGGCUCCCUCGCCUGCCCACGCCCUCGGUGGAACGGCCACCGCCUCAGAACUCCAGGGCGCGUCCGGAGGCGAGGCCUGUAAAGGAGAGGCCAGCGCCCAAAGCAGUCCGCACCUCCAGCAAGAAGGUUCCAGAGAUGCAACCCUCACCCCCAAACCAAGAGCCGGUGCAGCAGGUGGGAGCUAGGAAAAAAAAACUUCCUGUGCAAAGGGAGACACCUAAAGGACCAGCACACCUGAGACAGGUGCCAUCUGGAAGCCACCAGACGGCCUCACAGCCACAAUCCCGGAGUAGAGCCACUCUCCCGAAGGGGGCCGCCCACCCGGGCCCCAGCCCCACUCAGGGGAACCAGAGAAGCCAAGGCCACACACCAGAAAUUCCUGAGCCCCUGCACGUGGAACCACUGCCUAGGGGUCCCCAAAAACUGGAAGAGGAAAAGGAAAAAGCACAAUAUUCCAAAAAAGAGGCCCGUGCCAACCUCCCCCCAAAUGGCCCAGUUCAGAAGGUGUCCAAAAAAGGACCAUCUUUGAAAAGAGAGCGUUCUUCAGGAUUAUCUCGAGAAAAUACUAAGCCAACUCAGCCGAACUUUCAGAGGUCAGCUAAGAAGUAUAGUUCCCUGGAUUCUACAGACAGAAAUUACUUGAUGAAAUUAUGGACCAAACUGUCAUCCAGAAAAACACCAGUGGAAAAGAAGUCUUUAGCGAGGCAGCGUGAGACAGCCCGGCAGGCCCUACUGGGAAAGACACCUCCUGAUCACACGCUCCUGUUCCAAAGGGGUUCAGUACCAGCACCCACCAAUGGUGUACAUCACUUCACAGCUUUAGAAACACAGAGAAGUUUGGAGAUGUGUGAAGAAGAUUUUUUAAAAACUCUUAUUCGGACACAUUCUGAAAAGAGCAAAAGGGGUUCCCGCUCUGCCAGGCCCACACUGUAUCAGCCUUACCUGUGGUCGAAAGACCUGACUUGCGAGUCUUCGAAGAGCAGUGUCUACUCACACCCAGAGUCAGAUACAAACGACAGUAGGAAGGACCAGGCCCUGAAAGCACUACAUAAAUCGCCACUUCAUUGCGAAAAAGGGUCUCUCCAACACAGACAACACACGUCCACAGUCAUCAGUCGCCCUGGUUCCAACGUCAAACCCAUCCUCCCUCCAAUCCCUCAGGGCCGCAAGUACACCAGUGCUUGACGUCUGACCUUCACCCGGAAAACUUGCUCCGAUCAUGCACAGCACCUCUGCCUCCCCGGGCCAGGGAUCCCGGCUGUUUCUCACGCAGCCAACUACCUACAAAAGAACAUCCUUCGUGCCUUAAUUCUCUCCAUCGCUUUCUUUUGUGGUUCUCUGA
Molecule: messenger RNA, 4333 nt
Organism: Artibeus jamaicensis (Jamaican fruit-eating bat)
Lineage: Eukaryota; Metazoa; Chordata; Mammalia; Chiroptera; Phyllostomidae
Gene: LRGUK
Product: leucine rich repeats and guanylate kinase domain containing
Exons: 21
Coding region: 1-4176 (1391 amino acids)
Cellular component (GO): cytosol
Molecular function (GO): GMP kinase activity; protein binding
Source: RefSeq, a predicted model, not a curated record